CUGGCCUUAGCAUAAUAGUAAUUCAAGUCUCUUACUUUGAAACCCAACCACCACAAAAAACUUUGUUCUUUUUAUCUUUUCCUCUCCAAAAAUAUGGGUUUCUCACUUGCUUUGCCUCCCAUUUUUAAAAUUGAACCCAACAUUUCUUCAUUGUUGAAAUAGUAAUUUCCUUUAUCUCUGUUCUAAACCAAGAAUCACAUCAUACCUUUCUUGGAACCUUUCCUCUUUUAGUUUUUCAGGUUUCUCUCUCUGUCUUUUUUUUUAAUCAUAAUUUCACUGUCAUUUACCUUUUUAUUUUGUUUUACAAGGAAAAGGGACAGUUUUUAGCGCCCUGUUUCCUUCCUCUGUUUUGAGUUAGAAUACAACGAAUCUAGAAAGAAAUGCAAGAAAUCAAUCAUCUUUUUGGAUUCAACAACGGUGCCGAUAUUGGGUCUUCGAUGUCACAGCUCAUAUUAUCAGGAGGCUCAAUUACCUUAGAUGCAAUCUUCUCUCGUUGCCCACCAUCAACGGCCAUCACCACCAACUCUGUUUAUGAGCCAUUAGGCUCUUCAGUCUAUCUCCACCAGAGAGAUCUUCUUCAAAAAUUCUGCCAAGAAAACAAAGGAAACGCUUCAUUUUCACGAAACUCGCUGACGAAUCAGCUUCAAAACUGCCAAAAUCCUUCGUCGACGAGAAACUACUUGACCUUGAGUCCUCAAAAGAAGAAGCUAUACAGGGGCGUGAGGGAGAGACAGUGGGGCAAAUGGGUAGCGGAAAUCAGACUCCCACAAAACAGAAUGCGAGUCUGGUUAGGCACUUACGAAACAGCUGAAGCUGCAGCUUAUGCCUAUGAUCGUGCUGCGUAUAAGCUUAGAGGGCAGUAUGCAAGGUUGAAUUUCCCAAAUCUGAAGGAUCCCAGUAAGUUGGGGUUUGUAGAUUGUGCUAGGUUGAAUGCUGUGAAGAACACGGUGGAUGCUAAGAUUCAAGCCGUUUGUCAAAAGGUAAAAAGAGAGAGAGCUGAAAAGAAUGCCAAGAAGGGCAACUCUGAUCGUCCUGCUGCUUCUCCUGAAGCUGAAAAAGAAGUGGAAGUAACAGAAUCAUGUUCAUCGUCUUCAUCGUUAUCGCCUGCGGUUUUUAGUGACAAUUUAAGCAAUGAAUUGCUGUCACCAACCGUGUCUGAAGAUGGGUUUUGGAGAAGUGAAAACUCACCAUCCUCUGUUUCGAAUGAUUAUCCAAUGAUGAUGGCAGAGGAACCACCAUUUGAGGACAGUUCGCUUGCAAGAAUGCCAUCUUUUGAUGCUGAAUUGUUAUGGGAAAUUCUAGCUAAUUAGGAUAACAAUUCUCGUUCAUUUUUCACAAAAUGAAAAUUUCCAGCAGAUGGCUGUUUAGAAAAAAAGAAAAGACCAGAGAGAGAUCUUUCCUCUCUUUUUAGUUAAAAGUGCAAACGGUAGUUUCUUUUGAGGUUCUACUUCUUAGCAAAGGUGUCCUGUUUUUUAAUGUUGUCUGGUUUAGGUUUUUAUUGGUAUUUUUUGAGGUAUUCUCAGCUUUAAAUCAAGCAGGUGAAUUUGAUUAAGUAAAAGCCUCCAUUUGGUUCGGUCCAAAUCAUAGAGGAGAAAGAAAAAACAAAAACAAUACAUGUUCUUUCCAUGUUGCAGUGCUAUAAAUAACACAAGUUAUAGGACUUCAGAUCACUCCUUACUCUCGUAGCUUAUCUGCCAUGCUCUUCUUCAAUGGUGAGAAAGCCAUGGGAAAAAAUAUUGUGGUCCUCGUCCGCUUCUAUCUACAAUUCUACAUAUAUAAAUAAAAUAUCGAAAGAUGACUGU
Molecule: messenger RNA, 1802 nt
Organism: Durio zibethinus
Lineage: Eukaryota; Viridiplantae; Streptophyta; Magnoliopsida; Malvales; Malvaceae
Source: RefSeq, a predicted model, not a curated record